AUGUCAACAUGUCAGUCCGACAAUUUCCGAAGCAAUGCUAACCAGAUCAGUUUGAUUGAUAAAAUAAAAAGUUUGUUGCAGCGUCUGUUGAAACAAAGCGAAGUUGUUGCUCUUGUGACGCAGAAUAGGCAUCAAGCAAGCAGCUUAACGUGUAUGAUGGAGAUUUCGACAAUUCUCAUUUGGAUUUUUAUUGAAAUAAUUCUUUACUUUUGGUUCCUUUUUUUGGCCAUCGAUAUGCAACAUACAUCUUUAACAGUCAUCAACGUCAGUACGGAAGCUCAUCAUCAGCCUAUUCAACAACAGGUUUACUAAGAAAUUUAGCACAACUACCCUACGAUCGAUAUCGUAACGAUCACAUAUUUCUACUCAAUAAUUUGAGAAGGGAAUGAUAAAAAAAAGAGUGUCAAGUGUAAACACAAGAAAAAAGAAAAAAACUAUUGAAAAAGGAGAUAAAUUACAAUUAAAUAUUGAGAAAAGAAACAAUCUUAUAAAAUUAGAAGAAAAAAAUUGAAAUUCAAUUAGAACCAGAUAACAAUAUUUUUUCUAGAAAAGAAAAAAGAAAAAAAUAGUAAACAAAAAACAAACAAAGUGUCACUAAGCGAUCAUGUUUUCAUUUCAUAAGCCGAAGGUUUAUCGGAGUACAGCGGGAUGUUGUAUUUGUAAAGCAAAGUCUUCAAGUUCAAGAUUCACCGAUUCCAAGAAGUACGAGACAGACUUCAUUCAAUGUUUUCAAUUGGAAACACCAAGACGUGGUGAGAUUUGCAAUGCUUGCGUGCUUUUAGUGAAACGUUUUAAGCGUCUGCCACCUGGAAGUAAUCGUCAUUGGGGUCAUGUCGUUGAUGCACGCACUGGUCCGGGUUUGAAAUCGAUGACAAAGUUUAAGAAGCGAAAGGAAGAACAAGAAGCAGGCGAGAAAGGAACAACGACAACAUCAUCAGUUGCAGAGCGAUUAAGUAAAUUGUUCAAGAAAGGAAAGAAGAAGGAGAAGAGUUACAAGAAGGAAACAUCAUCACUUGGUGGAUCGUCAGAUGAUUCACCACCAUCACCAACUGAAUCGCAACAUAGCGACGAUUACGAUGAAACAAUUUUUGGUAAGAAGUUCUUCAAUUAUGCAACGCGUGCAAAUCAAAAACGUCAGAAAGUGAUUGCGAAGCAACGUAUGCGUCGGAAGAAUCCGCGACCGACGAAAAACCUUCAAAAUCGCUUUCCUGCUAAUCAUUUCAACUUAUUUGUCGAUGUGAUUAAUGAUGAUCAAUGGCGACAACGUGAAACAUGUUGUGGCAUUGUUUAUGAGUGUGCUGAACUUCAAGCAAUUAUUGUCGAUGCGUCAUCAUUUAAACCAUGCAUUCAACAUUGUUCAGCGUCAAGUAAAAGAUGCGAUGACGAAGAACAAUCUGAAAAUUCAAUGACAACUACGAAAGCUUCCGAUUCGAAUCAACCAACAGCUAUUAAGAAGCAUCAGUUGUUUCUUAAACGUCACGAGCAACCGUCACCUUCUGGUGUUGUCACCGCCACCACAUCAAGUGAACACGUAAUAAGUAGUUGUAGUGUAAUGGAAUCUAGCAAUAGAAACAAGACUGAGCUAAUGGAAACUGACGAAUUGAUGAAGCCAUUUGACAAACUGAGACGGUUAAACGACAUCAAAAUGGGUUUACCAGAUGAAGUGGCGACUGAAACUGUCAUCAAUGAAAAUGCCUUUGAAUCGAAGAAAGACAGCAACAAUCAUAACGGUGGCGUUAAACUUCUCCACAAACUCAACAGUGAAUCGGUAAAGAUUUCGAAACCAUCAACACUCUUCAACAAUCCACUUUCAGCAUCAUUAAAGUUUAAAUUGGCAAAUAUUGUCAAAUGUGGGACAUUGGGUAAUGAUAAUUCAUCAGAUUCUGGUUAUGAAGAGGUUCAAGAUGGAAGUAAGUUGAUGAUCGCUCAAAUGCCACCACCCGAUGUCAUGCAAUCACUUUGAGUUUCAUAAAUUUCUGUGCACUGCAAUCAUUCAAAUUCAAUCACAGAAUAUUGUGCGAGUGUUGUCAUGUGAAUAGUGAAAAUUUGUUGUUAUUGGUUUUUUUAUUUCCUUUCAUGAAAUUUAAAAGCGACAAAAUAUCACGCACAGUAUCAAGAAAAACAAAACUAUAAAAAGAAAAAGAGAAACGAACCAAAACCUUUCUUAUAAAAGAAAUGAAAAACAGAAAAAUCAAAACUUCAAAGUCUUUUUUUCUUAAUUAAAUGUAGAACAAAAGUUAAGAUUAUGUGAAUGACCGAAUGAAUCACAACCUCUAUAAGUAAACUGCCAGGAUCACAUUGUUACAGGAAUAUUUAUUAUUUUUUUCUUCACAAUCUUUCUGAAAGAAAAAGAAUAACUUUUCUCAUGAAUUCAGAGUGAAUCGUCAAUAUCAAUGAUCAUUUACUCUGUCGUGAUGUGCAGUGAGCGAUUAUUUCAAAUCUGGCAAAUAAGAAACUUUAAUAAGUGGAAACAUGUAAUUGAAUGCAUUCAUGAAAGUCGACUUUUAAUCUGUAAAAUUAAGGAUAAAAAAUAAUUUAAAGAAAACCCUUAGAUUAAUGUGACAUUUAUUAUGCUGACAAUUUCACCAUCCAAUACAAAUUAUUUGAUGAAUUGUGCAAUUUGCCGAGAAAUGAAAUGUUUAAUUCCUGAAAUUAAGCUUUUCUUUGAUAAUGAAAAAUUUAAAUAAAUUAUAACUUUCUCGGGUGAUUCCAAUAAUUCUUAAAUUAAGAGAAAAAUGAAAGUUUAAUUGUCAGCAUGGAACGAUGAACUUGUAAAAUUAAGGCCAAAAACAUUUAAUUAAAUGAGAAGACUCUUUGAAAACUGAGCUUUUCGUUUGAAACUUUCUUUGAUACUGCUAACCAACUCUUAUUAGCUUUUUAAGGACAAAAGAAAAGAAAAAUCGUGGAGCUGUUUUUAGUUGCUUGCCAUCGUCAAUUUAUGGUGGUGAAGCUUUAUAACUAAUCAGUAUUUUAUAUCACAAAUAAAACUGAACUCUGAGUUUAUAAUUAUAAGAGAAUCUCUUGGAUAGAAAGAAUAUUUUUGUAAAAUAAUUGUGGCAUGAACAGAGAAAGAUUUUUCGUUUACUUUUCUAUUGUUUUGUACUUUCGAAUGGGAACAAAAUAUUUACGGCUUGACUGAUAGAUUCCUGUAUCUUGACUUUCAUCACCUUGUUAAUUUUUAAAUUAAAGAUAAAAGACUUUUUUUAUUUCUUCAAAUAAAUUUAUAGAUAACUGAAUAAUAUAAAUUGUUCAUUGAAACAAAGUAUCUUGAUGAUAACUGUUGAUGGACGUUCAGCAUGCAAACAUAAAUAUUUAAAAUUAUCACCACCUAGGUCAAAUUUUUAUUUUUUAUUUGAUUAAAAAGAAAUACAAAAAACCGCAAAUAUCGCCACUAUUUUACUAUUUCUCUCUUAUUUAUUGAUAAUAGAAUUCUUAGAAUUAGCUUAAUUAAAUUUAUUUCAUACUUUAAUUCAUCAUUCAUGCAUUAAUGAAAGGAUAUCACUUUGAUUAUAUUAAUUUUCAUUAAGAUAGACAAAUUACGAUUAAUGAUUGAAAUGAAAUGAAGGAAGAAACACAAUUUUUACAAAAGAAGAAAAAAAUUUAAAAAUAUGGAAUAAAAACUAUAAGAUAUUUUUAGUGGAUAACUCAACAUUUAUUUGUAAUUAUAUUAAAAGAAAGUGUCGAUAACUUAAGGUUGUCCAAUCACAGAGAAAAAUAAGAUAAAUAAUAGCAUAAUUGUUUAGACAAAAGAAAGAAAAAAACAUACAAAACAAAAACAUUUUUUGCAAGGUUUAAAUAAAAUGUGAAACUGAAUUGGGAAUUUUGCAAUCAUUGAUUAAACAAAAUAAAAGAUGCAGGGCUCUGAAACUUUAAGACGAAAUAUUUAAACAUACAUAUACUCCUCGAUAGCAGGAUAUCAGAAUCUUAUAUUGUUACUCUAAGAUUUUCAGAUCCCUGAUUAGAAUUUUUUUUCUCAAAUGAAAUUAAAAAGAAAAAAAGUUUUCAUUGUCGCCAAGAAAUCAUUCCAAAUAUAUUUUCUCUUCUCAACGAUAACAAUCAAUAAAAAUGUUAGAUUUUUUAUAUGUUUUUGUGAUGAAAAAAAAAAAAUAAGAAAAAAAGAAAACUCCUCUAACCGUGAAAAUAUAUUAAAUGAAAAUUCAUUUUGAUAAAUCAAAGAGAAGAAAAUGGAUGAAAUUUAUUCACCUAUUUAUAAAAAUGAUCGAUGCAAAAAUUGCAAGAGACAUAAAGAAAAAGAAAACAAGAUCAGAUCAGCGAGGAGUUGAACUUUACUCACUCCCACACACAACCAACACAUAUAACAUUUUCAAAUUCAAGUUGUAAUUUAAGAACAUUUGCAUCAUGUGUUUAGCCGAAUAUCAAAUAAGAAAAGAAUGCAAUAUUUAAUCAGUAAUCAAUGAAAAAUAUUUCUUUUCGUGAAUGUUUAACUGAUUCAUCUCUGUAUGUAAUUAAAGGACAAUUAUGUUUUAUAUUACCUGAUGAAAGCAUGAAAGCAACCAGACGUGAAGCAUUCAAGGAAAUUUUCCUUUUUUUGAGAAAAAUAAAAAUACAAAAUUAACGUA
Clunio marinus is the source of this 4580-nucleotide messenger RNA. The record is from the annotation of a GenBank genome assembly. NCBI's taxonomy places the organism in Eukaryota, Metazoa, Arthropoda, Insecta, Diptera, Chironomidae.